AGUCAGUUUACGGCAAUCUGGAGUUUAAAUGGUAACGUUAAACUUCACUUUUCCUCAUAGAUCCUUUAAUUAUUUCGUAGCACAAGCGUAAAUCCACCUUUGAUUAAUAUUUAUUUCACAUUAAACUCGAACAAGAGUUUGAAGUGACGGAAACACCGAAGUCUGCUUCAAAUGGUCAAACAAGUUCUUCGUUGAACUGCUCCUCUCAGUGUGAAAGAUGAACAAGAUUUCUGUGGGAGAUAAAGCUGCUUCAAGCAGGCUGAACCACUGGGUGGAUCCGUCCUUCACUGAUUUUCCUGGAGAAAGCUUUUCCCUGUCUGGAAGAAGAAAGGGCAGCCAGGUGUUGGGCUCCAAGGCUGAGCCCAAGAGGCCCCGGAAGAGAAAAGGAGAGGCUGGCAGGUCAAACCCUCACACGUUGUCCUACCUGCUGAAAGAGUCAGCCCAGCGGGACCAGGAUGAGCCCUGGGUGGACAGAUAUUCCCCCCGUUCACAGCUCAGAUAGCUUUUAUCCAGGACGUGGGUCAGAUGUUACAGAGGAGACUCUCCGGCAGAUUAAAACUGGAGGCUCUGACAGACAAAGAACCAGGCCAGCUGGAGACAGACACUGAGGAGGAGAAAGAGAAAGAGGAAGGUCAGGGUGCGGCUGAGGAGGGUCUGUUGGGCAGUCAGCCCCAACCUACUACAAACCAAGUCCUUUUGGAGGAGGAGGACCUGAUCAUAGAGGAAUAUACCAGUGACUAACACACACAGCCCUGUCAUACAUCUACUGCCAUACUGUUACACUGUUAAAUGACAGUCCUUUCAGGAUUUCACAGGCUAAUUUUGUAAUUGUUGCAGCCAAAAAUACCUGAUCUCACAGCAGCUUUUCUAAAGAAUUGAGAUGCAGUAUAAAAUUGCUAGUAGUUUGGUGACGUAUUGCUGAACGUUUUACGCAGGGGACUGCUAUGAUUGGUGAAACUCGCUGGAAUGAUUUGAAUCCAUUAAGAAUUCACAGGGAUUGGUUGAAUUUGCAUUUAUUGUUGCAGUCACAUCAUUGCAACUGCCUGGAGGGACUGAAAUGAGUUCUGAGAUUCAUUUUUGACAUGUGAAGGAACACAUUACUUGUUACUGUUAAAAAAGAAUUCCAUAUAAAUUCAACUUACUUAAAUUGUAAGAUUGAUCCCACAACUCAAAUAAUUAUCCACAUGACCUUAUGUUGCUGACUCUGGUAAUAGUUUAGUAAUUUUUGCCUCAUUGAGGUGUCAUUUGUACAAGAUAUGAUCAUUUUUCAAACAAGCUUGUUGCCUUGUAGAACCUGAAUUGAAUGUGUAGCUUUUCAAAAGCUCCAAAUACAAUAGAAGCAUGAUGGGAAUCUCCUCAGAUGACCCAGUUCAAAUUUUGUCAGUAUGUAUUUGUUUUUGUACUUAACAUCUUUUUGUUUUGCUGAGUGAUCAACCUGUAAUGAAGAACUGUCAAGGAAUAAGCUUGGCCAUUAACUGACAUUUUUUUUGUUUCACUGUUUUCUAUGGAGAGAAAAUAAUAAAUAGUACAUUGAAUGCUUAUUGAGAGAUACCAAACCUAAAUAAGUUUGUGAAUAAAAACAGUGUGUGAAAAGCCGA
Messenger RNA from Morone saxatilis (striped sea-bass), 1598 nucleotides. RefSeq names its product RAD17 checkpoint clamp loader component (gene rad17). Gene Ontology annotation, cellular component: Rad17 RFC-like complex; nucleus. Gene Ontology annotation, molecular function: chromatin binding; DNA clamp loader activity; ATP hydrolysis activity. The record is from RefSeq and is a predicted model, not a curated record. Gene Ontology annotation, biological process: DNA repair; DNA damage checkpoint signaling; mitotic DNA replication checkpoint signaling. Lineage: Eukaryota; Metazoa; Chordata; Actinopteri; Moronidae.